UAAUUGUUUCUAGGCUUGUGAAUGAAAAAGGUACCUAUCUGGUGAUACUUGAGACCCCGCUUAGAGUCGUGAAAAUGCGUGUUCUUCUGAGCUUACAAUUCGUGGGCUGCUUGCUAAUCGUAGCCCAUGCUCAGAAUGAUGGAAAGUAUAGACCGUCGCCCGGCGAGAUAACAACACAAAGGCCACGGACGUACAGGCCGUACGUUGAUGGAAGGUUUCUUCAGUCUCCGUACAGUCCCUACCGCUACUCGACCGAUCCGCGGUACUACAACCGAAAUGAUGGACGCUAUGUGCCAGUCAACGAUGGUCGGUAUGUGGCAAGAAACGACGGUCGAUAUGUGCACGUAGACAACAAGUACAAACACCUCGACGGACCAAGUGGCAGUGGAGCCGGCAAACAAGGACCUUCCGGUGGAACUGGCCGAGUGCCAGUGGUCAGCAGACUUGGUGGCGAUGGAACCGAGAGUGGAACUUCCAAACCAACCCCAUUGCCUUCGCCGCCUCCAACUCCGGUGCCUAGCUUAGCCAAAGCAGUGCAAGCGAAGGUUGCUCCGAAGCCAGCCUACGCACCCGACGGGUGGAAAAUUAUUCGUCUGGAAAAUCAGAUCGAAAAUGAUGGCUAUCAUUAUGUAUUUGAAACUGAGAACGGCAUUUUGGCUGAAGAAGCGGGACGCAUCGAAGACAAAGGCACUCCGACGGAAGGGUUGCGCUCGCAGGGCUUCUAUCAGUACGUUGGCGACGAUGGAGUUGUCUACCGUGUUGAUUACGUUGCUGACGGCAACGGAUUCCUUCCACAGGGCGACCAUAUUCCGAAAGUUCCGCCGGCCAUCGAAAAGCUUCUCAAGUAUUUAGCCGCUCAGCCGAAAAAGUAAACCAUGGCAACGGAAAACUCUGAUGGGAAACAGCAAACAACAAACGAAUUAAAAAGGAUAUUUUGGAAUGCGAUCACGAU
Anopheles cruzii is the source of this 952-nucleotide messenger RNA. RefSeq names its product larval cuticle protein LCP-30-like. Gene Ontology annotation, cellular component: chitin-based extracellular matrix. Bases 75 to 872 code for a protein of 265 amino acids. The record is from RefSeq and is a predicted model, not a curated record. Gene Ontology annotation, molecular function: structural constituent of chitin-based larval cuticle. NCBI's taxonomy places the organism in Eukaryota, Metazoa, Arthropoda, Insecta, Diptera, Culicidae. The transcript is spliced from 4 exons.